GUUUCUCUUAUUUUUUUUGGGAGAUUUACUCGCGCGCGGAUUAAUUGCCCAGAUACUAGUAAAAAUCAAAACACUGGCGGGUCGUCAACUAACCACACAACUACUACAACUACGUGGCGCAUUUCGACGGGCUUUUGUGGUCGGAAUGUCAUCCAAACCUCAGUACAGCUUAAGCGAAGUGGACGGGGAUCUCUUCUCCGCCCCCAAAUCGUAUUCCUUGGCCCAUUGUGUGGGUGCUGAUCUUGCAAUGGGUGCUGGCAUCGCCGUGCAGUUCAAGAAGGUCUACGGCAAGGUGGACGAGUUGCGGGCUCAAAAUGCUAACAGUGGAGAGGUGGCGGUGCUGAAGGAUGAUCAGCGGUACAUUUACUAUCUGGUGACAAAGCCACAAAGCUGGGGAAAGCCCACCUACGAAUCUCUACAGGCAUCUCUAGAGCAAAUGCGCGAGCAUAUGCGCAAAAACAACGUGGAUAAGCUAGCUAUCCCGAAAAUUGGUUGCGGCAUCGAUGGUUUGGAGUGGGACAAGGUCAGUGGAGUCCUCGAGUACGUUUUCGGCCAAGAACCUCUGGAGAUUGUGGUCUACAACUUUGUGCCGCCGCAAAGCAAAUAAUGAAAUAUUGUUCUAAAAUUGUGCCAUUUACUUGUGAGCGACAUAAUUAUAAACAACCAGUUCCAAAGCAUCCUUACUAAAAA
Molecule: messenger RNA, 690 nt
Organism: Drosophila ficusphila
Lineage: Eukaryota; Metazoa; Arthropoda; Insecta; Diptera; Drosophilidae
Gene: Targ1
Product: ADP-ribose glycohydrolase OARD1
Exons: 3
Coding region: 146-607 (153 amino acids)
Biological process (GO): peptidyl-glutamate ADP-deribosylation
Source: RefSeq, a predicted model, not a curated record